This is a messenger RNA of Acanthamoeba castellanii str. Neff, 888 nucleotides long. Its product is annotated as thioredoxinlike 1, putative. The transcript has 7 exons. Bases 1 to 888 code for a protein of 295 amino acids. Lineage: Eukaryota; Discosea; Longamoebia; Acanthamoebidae. The record is from RefSeq and is a predicted model, not a curated record.
AUGGAUCACGGCAGAGUUCAGGUCAUUGGAUCUCAGGCAGAGUACGCGCAGGCGCUGCUCGUUGCCACAGCCGCAGGCCGGUUGGCCGUGGUCGAUUUUACCGCCAAGUGGUGUGGCCCCUGCAACGCGAUCGCGCCCGUCUUCGUUCAACUGAGCAACAAGUACCCCACAGUCGACUUUGUCAAGGUGGAUGUCGAUGAGCAGGCAGAGAUCGCCGCCGCGCACGGCGUGAGCGCCAUGCCCACGUUCAUAUUCAUCAAGAACGGCCAACGUAUCGACGAGCUGAGGGGCGCCAACGCAGCCAGGCUCGAGCAGCUCAUCCAGAAGCACAGCAGUGCCGGUGGAGCCGAGGAAGAGGAGAGCGACCUGAAGCUUCCCGCUGGCCACAGCGACGUGACCCAGAACGUGGACAAGGCGCAGGGCGAGUGCCUCAACCAGAGCACCGAACACAAGUGGGACAACAUCUUCAAGAAGGACGAUUCCUUCCUCGAGAGCGACACCGACGAGCAGCUCCUCCUGUAUAUCCCCUUCAACCAGCCCAUCAAGAUCCAUUCGCUCUGCUUUCAGGCGCCCGAUGAUGGCCGGGCUCCGCAGACGGUGAAGCUCUUUGUGAACAAGCGAGACAUGGACUUCCAGUCGGUUGACUCUGCGCCCGCCACCCAAGUGAUCGAGCUGAAGGCCGACGACGUCAAGGGCGACAAGCUUGUCCCUCUGCGGUUCGUCAAGUUCCAGAACGUGAGCUCGAUCACCAUUUUUGUAGAGAGCAACCAGGGUGGGGAGCCUACCACCGUCAUCCAGCGUCUGCGCUUCAUCGGCCAGGCCCAGUCCGCCACCAACAUGAACGAGUUCAAGAGGGUGGCUGGCGAGAAGGGCGAGACGCAUGGCUAA